AUGGAAAAAUCAUCACAAUACUUCUGCCACAAUUGCAAGCUAGAUUUCACAAUCCUUAUGACUUAGGAAAAUGAGAAUGAUGACUUUUAAUGCUAACACUGUCAAGAUUUCUUUAUUGAGCAAAUCGAGUCUGAAGACCAACUAAAGCAUCUAAGGGAACUUUACAAAAAUGAGAUAUAGUAGCAAAUGAUGAAGUCUCAAAAUAAUGAAGCAAAUAACAAAAAAAAUGAUUAAAAAACUUAACAAGAUUCUGAUGAAGAAUUUCAUGACUGUGUUGAUGAAGAAAGCAAAAUCUAGGAUACAACAAAAAAUUAGGAGGAGUAAAAAGAAGAAAAUAAGCAAACAGCUUAGACAUAGCCUUAAACUAUACCGAAUCUCUCUUUUUAAAAUCAAGGUAGUAAUUCAAUGCAGUAGACAUUUUAAUCUUAAAAUGGUAGGGCAACUAUCACAACUUAAAUUCAAAAUAUCCCGGGUGGAAACAAUCCAGAUUUACUAAACACAAUUUAGCAGUAAAUAAAUGAAUUAGUCCGUUCUUAAGGAUAGUAGACAGUCAUAAAUCAGAAUGGCUAAAACAUUAACGUGUAGAGAGUUUAAGGUCAGUCAGGGGAUACUGUUAUACACAUUGCAAAUAUAGAAGCUACUGACGAAAUUUAGGAGGAUAUGGGGGACUUGCCUUUGGACGAUGGCAACCAAGACUGGGAAGAUUUAAACGAUCAGGAGGUCGAUGCAUAGAUUCAGUAAAUAGAUAUUGAUAUAGACUUAGACUAGUUCAACGAUGAUCCAUAGGCAAUACUAAACUAAAUUAAUCAACAACUUAACCAGCAACUCUAAUAGCCAGUUGGCAAUCUUAAUACAAAUAUAAACAUCAACUAGUAAUACCCUCAAAAUAACAAUCAGUAAUAAUAAUAAAAUCAAAAUUAGCAGUAACAAUAGCAAUAAUUUUCUAACAAUAACAUAUUUGGUAAUCUUUUUGGAGGAUUUCCAAAUUAAUUCGGAGUUAAUGGUGUAUAGCAGCCACAAUAGCAUGUCUUUCAGCAGGUUUUCAAUAUUGGACCAGGAGUCAAUAACCUCAAUGCCAACCUUCUCAAUCUUGGAGGCCUUAAUAAUCUUUUCGGAGGCUUUGGUGGAGGAAACCUAGAAUAAAACAUUCUAAGCCAGGUCAUUCAAGAGUCAUUGAAUUCAGCUAUGAAUCAAAAUUAGGGCAUUCCAACAUCAAAAUCUUUUAUUCAAAAGUUAAAGCCCAUGAGCGGAUCCGAUUUGAUGUCGAAAAAAGAUUGCCAAGUAUGCUUUGAAUCAUUUAAGGACGAGGAUAAAUUCUACAAGUUGCCUUGCAAACAUCUAUUCCAUGUUGACUGUAUUAUUCCUUGGCUAGAAAAGCAUAAUACUUGCCCUACAUGUAGAUAUGAACUGCCCACUGAUGAUAUGGAGUAUGAAAACAAUAAAAGAUCUACAAAUGAUCCUGUAACUGAUUUCCUUCAAGGGAAUAACUCUUAAUAAAAUGGUAACAAUAAUGGUUAGGGCGGCAAUUCAUUUAAUAGUACAUAUCACGCAUGA
Messenger RNA from Stylonychia lemnae, 1554 nucleotides. The record is from the annotation of a GenBank genome assembly. NCBI's taxonomy places the organism in Eukaryota, Ciliophora, Spirotrichea, Sporadotrichida, Oxytrichidae.